AUGUUCCGGCUACUGACCUCUUGCUGGUCCCGGCUAAAACCAACUGAAGAGAAACGAAGGAAUGCAACUGUCAUUAUCAUUGGCUUGGAAAACUCAGGCAAAACCGUUCUUGUGGAGGCCUUUCAAAGAUUACUUCCCAGCAGGAUAAACAAUGAUGUGAAAUCAGAACUGACUACACUCCUGCUAGAUGAGUAUGAAGUGGCCAUCUAUGACCUAAAUGGAGAUCUGAAGGGCCAAGAAAAAUGGCCAAACUACUAUGCUCAAGCACAAGGGCUUGUUUUUGUCGUGGAUUCCAGUGAUGUAGAACAUAUGCAGGAAGCAAAGAACAUCUUAACACGUCUAAUGUCUGACAAAAGAGUGGCAGGGAAACCCAUCUUACUCCUGGCUAACAAACAAGACAAAAAGGAUGCCCUCUUGCCUUGUGAUAUUAUCGAAUACCUACUUCUGGAAAGGCUAGUGAAUGAGAAUAAGUCCAAGUGCAGAGUGGAGCCAUGUUCAGCCAUCAAAAACCUCCAAAGGAGGAACCAUCAUCCCAUAAUUGAAGGGCUGCGCUGGCUACUAGCUGCCAUUGGAGAUAAAUAUGAAGAGCUGUAUAUUAGCCAACAACCACCCACUUUGAGCUUUCCAACCUCCAAGAGUACCAGAGGCUCUGGAGAAAGAUGCUCAUCAGAUAGCUUCUCUACCAGAAUAGUAAUGUCCAAAGAAAAAAGACAGAAUUUCGAGAAAAGACAGCAUUUUGGACAACGCUCCAUGGAAGCUAGGCCUCUAAAACCAAUUCUACAGAAAGAUGGCCUAAGAUUAAGGCCUAAAAAGAAUAUAUCAGUGACAUUUGCUUUAGAUGAACCCAUGGAGGAAGGUGAAUGUUCUGGGGGAAAUGGAGCACAGAACAUUACUGAGCCUCACUACAACCGAAGCAAUAACUUACAGACUCCAGCUCCAUAUGUUGGUGAGGAUCUUUUUGAAGGGACAGCAACUGAUGCCUCUCCUACCAACUAA
Molecule: messenger RNA, 996 nt
Organism: Marmota flaviventris (yellow-bellied marmot)
Lineage: Eukaryota; Metazoa; Chordata; Mammalia; Rodentia; Sciuridae
Gene: Arl13a
Product: ARF like GTPase 13A
Biological process (GO): non-motile cilium assembly; receptor localization to non-motile cilium
Cellular component (GO): non-motile cilium; motile cilium; ciliary membrane
Molecular function (GO): GTP binding; GTPase activity
Source: RefSeq, a predicted model, not a curated record